AUGCAUCAGAGGGGUCUAAAGCUGGGCAUCUAUGCAGAUUUUGGAAAUCUUACGUGCGAAGACUAUCCAGGAAGCAUAGAUCACCUGCAGCAAGAUGCCAAGACGUUUGCUGAAUGGAACAUUGACAUGCUGAAAGUGGACGGGUGCUAUUGCAACGCAUCGCUCAUGGCUAAAGGCUACCCGGAAUUAGGACAGUAUUUGAACGAGACUGGCAGAAAAAUAGUCUACUCCUGUAGCUGGCCUUUUUAUGAGCAGAUGCAUGGCAUUCCGAUAAACUAUACUGCCGUUGCGGAAACCUGCAAUCUUUGGCGCAACUUUGAUGAUAUCCGUUUGACGUGGCAAUCAAUUAUGAGCAUUAUCGACUAUUACGACAAACAUCAGGACGAAUUGGCAAAGGUGAAUGGUCCUGGCAGGUGGAACGAUCCGGAUAUGAUUAUAGUCGGCAACCGAGAAAUCACCCUUGAUCAAUCUCGGGUGCAAAUGGCACUGUGGUCUAUCUGGUCGACUCCGCUGUUGAUGUCGAACGACCUGCGCUUCAUCACACCACCUCAGAAGGAAAUCCUGCAAAAUCGCAAAGUGAUCGCUAUCAAUCAGGAUCCGCUUGGAAUUAUGGGCAAAAAGAUCAUGGAGAAAGAUUUCGUUCGUAUAUACCGGAAGCCAGUAACUCCGAUUCAAAAAUCUACGCAGGCGUAUUCUUACGCAUUCGCAUUUUUCAACACCCACACGCGAAACUACGCGGUGGUUAAAGUCAACCAGCUGAACGAAAUUGGCUUGACCUCAGCUGACGGUUAUUUGGUUGAAGACUUAUUCGCCAAUCGUUCUUACGGUAGGUUGUAUCCGAACUCUACAAUCUACUUUUUCGUUCCACCGACGGGUGUCGUUAUGGUAAAAGCGACGGUCGAAUGA
Soboliphyme baturini is the source of this 906-nucleotide messenger RNA. Lineage: Eukaryota; Metazoa; Nematoda; Enoplea; Dioctophymatida; Soboliphymatidae. The record is from the annotation of a GenBank genome assembly.